CCUGUAGGUUGGAUUAUGGGUUUUUGUUGUUUUUGCAGUGGUGAAAACUGUCCCCCUAAGCUUUGUUUUGAUAGGGUUUGGAAAACGUGUUCUCCUUCAUGGAGAGCACGUGUUGCGGUGGGGGCCGCCAGGACACUCCAAAGUUGUGGGUGGGCUAAUUGUUUGUUGGCCGCUGAUGCGAUUGGGGCUUCCCUUGUUGUUGGGAAGAAGUUAAUGUUGCCAUUUGUUGAUUGAUAGCCAGAAAUGCUAAAACUCCUUGCACGAGGCUAGGGCUUCCUCUUUUCGACCGUGCAUCAGAUUGAUCACAGUGAAGGGAGACGGUUGUAUUUUUCUACUAAUUACCUUGUGUCUUUGGCCUGCUUUAACUGUGUUAGCUUCUAUUUAAUUGAUAUUUUAGUCCUAUUAAAUUUUCUUUUUUCUGUGUAAUAUUUUCUUUUACUUUUACUCUGCUUUCCCACACCCCUUUUUGGUCUUUAAUUCCCCCCUACUCCCCCCUCCCCCUCCUUUAGCUUACCUUAACAUUGGGACUUCUAAUUUGGUGACAGGCCUCUCCAAGGCCGGUUUUCUUUAAUUCAUUGCCCCGGCUGCCCCUUUUCUGCCAGUCCCGGGUGAAGGGUGGGCCUGGCUGAGGGCGCAGCGGCCUCGACCUGGCCUUGGGCGGCUGUUUUUAGGCCUUUUUCGGAGGCGCCUGGUGCUGCACUGCGGCGGGGAGUGCCUCCGGCCUUGCCAGGCCAGUGAGCUCCCCCCCCCCGCCCUAUUCCUUAAAGGGCCGGUUUCGGCCUUGUUAGCCUGGCAGGCCUUCCCUGCAAAGCAGGGAGGCCUGGUGUCUGCCAGGGCUGCAGGGAGGCAGGCGCGGCCUAAUUGGGGCCUGGGAGCAGGCCCCGUUGUGAUCACCACCUUCCCUGCUUUUUGGCGGGAGCGCCAUUUUUGAGGCCUAGUUUGUUCUGAGGUACUGCAGCGCUUGUUUUUAUUGCAUUAUUUUAGGUUGACAUUGCAGCCUGUGUACUUUAAUUGUAAAGAAAAUAUUUUAGAGGCGAGCCAUUGUGGCUUAGUGGCUAGAGUGCAGGACUAGGUCCUGGGAGACAGGGUUCAUAGCCCUCACUUAGUCAUUGUUAUAACAAAACAAAUCAAAAUAAAUUUGGGUUUCUUGAGGGGGUGCUUCCCUCUAAAAGGGCAAGCAGGGGUACCUGGACAGGCGGUGGGCUGCCUCAAGUCUGUUAUCUCAUUGGAAACAUUUAUGUCUGGCCUAGCAGGUGAUCCUAGGGCUUUGCUCGAGAAUUUGAUGGCCUCUGGCAGCGAUUCUGGCCUGGAUAGCGUCCCCAUGUAGUGCACGAAGGAUUGGUUUCACUGGUUCCUCACAUUGUUUAGUUUUUUGCAGACUAUGGCAGGGCCUUUGCAGAUGCCUCCAGAGCUUGUCUCUCCUGCAGAGGAUGACUUGCUGAUGCCCCAGGUGACUUCUUCUGGAAGAAAGCAUCUUCAGAGGCGGCGAUCCAGGAGGGGAGGGCAAAGAAGAGCAGAGAUGAUUCUUACACUUCCUCACAGGUACUUCAUUCUUGGGCUCUGAUGACGAUUCAGGCGUCACCUUGGACCUCUAUGGGGUCAGGGUGAGGCUGUCCCAGGUCUUUAAGGAUCAUCCUGGUUAGCUCAGCGGGUCAGCAUGUGAUGCCAGUAAUGCCUAGGCUGCAGGAUUGGUCCCUGUAUGGGACAGCUGCAGGCUCCCCCAUCGUUCUACCUGGACAGAAGCCUGGUUGCAGGGGGCCAGGCAGAGGGCCUUCUUGGUGGUGGCACCUGUCCUGUGGAGAGCCCUCCCACCAGAUGUCAACUACCAGACAUUUAGAAGACAUCGGAAGGCAGCCCUAUUUAGGGAAGCUUUUAUUGUCUGAUGCAUUACUGUAUUUUAAUAUUUUGUUGGAAGCCACCCAGGGGAAGCCCAGCUAGAUGGGCGGGGUAUAUAUUUUAUUAUUAUUAUUAUUAUUAUUAUUAUUAUUAUUAUUAUGGAGUGGACUAGAAGAUUGUUGGUGUCCCUUCCAACUCUACGAUUCUAUAAGUAGCAAUUCACUAUGAUGGGAAUGUUAGACCCAGGGCUGCCAUCAUCCCCACAGCUUGCUGGGAUCGCAGGGAUGGGGACGUGUGGACCACUUGCGCAGCUCCACAUUUCAAAUGGAAAUUCCCUGAGCAGUAGAACCUGAAACUGGUGUGCAGGAAGCUGGCCCGGCGGCAGCUUUGUUGUUUAGGGGGUCUGGACAGCGUCAGCCCUGUAAAUUCACACAUCAUGGUGGCAGCACAAGACGCCCCCUGCCCAAGCGGGGGCUGGGAGCUGACAAGCAAUAGCUCCUUAUCUCUGGCCCAUAUUCUCAUAAAAUUAUCUCCCUUGAAAGCCUGGCUAAAAGGUUAUCUAGAUGGGUCAGCGACUUUGUGCUUGUGGGAAGGGUUUUCUCAAGGUUUAGGAUUCCUCUGGCUUUUCAGCCAGUGGCUCGGAAUACAGCAAAUCAAAAGUCAGAGAGCCACCUAAGGUAGCCAGAAAGAAGGUUAGGAAGCAGCUUGCAUUGGGACGUAUGGUGGGACCCCUAAGAAAGCCUCAUAGAAUUCCAUCUGAUCCUUAUUUAUCGCAUCCCAAAGGCACCUCAGUGAAUGACGCUAUCCUUAAGGAAUUGUUCCGCGAAGUUCACAUCUUUGGAGCAGGCGGUUGAGCUUACUACAAAAUUGGAAGAGGUGCCUUGUUGGCAAUAUGCUAUAUUGAAUCGGCUGUUAGGCUGCUGCUGGUUCACCAGCGAGAUUUUAAGUGGUUGGGCUUAAAUUUGGAUGGGGCUCCUUAUAUUGAUAAGGCAAUGCCGAUGGGUUGCGCAAUAGACUGUGCAGCACUCCAGUCCUUUAGUGCCUUUCUGGAUUGAACAGUGCAAGUCUAUACUCAUUUAACUGGGGGUACCAUUUUUUGGAUUAUUUUACUGGCUGGUUCAUGUGACACCAGCCUCUGUGUAGGCUUGCUAGACACCCUUUAUUCCUCUGAGGAGCUGGGUGUUUCAUAGGCAGUAACGUAUUUGGGGGUUAGCUGGAUACCGUUGUUCGAACAUCUGCUUGCCUGUGGUGAAGCUGUUUGCCUUCAAGGAAGUUAUUCUUGUUAUACUUCUUCUGAAGCAAGCGUUGCUUUGUCAAAGCCUAUCAUUUGCUAGGUCAGUUAAAUUUUGCAUGCAGGGUGGUUCCUCCAGGCUGCCCCUUCCGUUCCUGCUUGGCCAGGUUGUCUCAUGGCCUGAGGUCCCUUCUUCAUCAUGUACACUGGCCUUGAGCCUGGCAGGGCAAGCCAAUCAUUAUUUAGGGAUCCAGAUGGAUAUUGUUGCUCAAACAUACCGCUUGCCUAUGGAGAAGCUGUCUGCCUGGAAGGAAGUUAUUUUGUAAUACUUCUUCUGAAGCAAGUGAUGCUUCAUCAGAUCCAAUCUUCCUGGGUCAUUUAAUUAAAUAUUGCAUGCAGAUUGGUUGUCCCAGGCCGCCCCUUCCGCUCCCACUUGGCCAGGCUGCCUGCAGCCCGAGGUCCCCUUACCUUCGUGUACGCUUACAUGGCAGGAUACCUUGAACCUGCACAGCGAUUUUCAGGUUUGUGCUGAUGCUGCUGGAUCUUUGGCUUUUGGUUUUUAUUUCAGGGGCUGCUGGUGUGCAAAGCCAUGGCCUCAAGCCUAGUGUGGUGAAGCUAUCAUGUGACCUAACUUUGCUUGAGUUUUUCCCAUUGUAGUAGCAGUUCACAUCUGGACCAGGAGUUCAGUGACCGUCGGAUCUGCUUUUGGUCUGAUAACCAGGCAGUGGUGAGCAUCUUGGCAGAACAGUCCACAUGCUCCAGCAGAGUCUCCGCCCCUCCGCUCACGCUUUUGAGCUGCACUGCUUAAGGUUUAAUAUUGUGCUUGCUGCUCACCUGAUUACGGGAUCCUCUAAUGAUAUUGCUGACACUCUAUCCCAUUUUCAGAUGGAGUGCUUCAGAUCCUGGGCUCCAGACACUCAGCUAUUGCCGGACUUUUCUGGACCACCUGUUGCACUUUGACAACAAUUAGUAAUUACAGGGAGUAGCAGCUUCCAUUCCCCUUCUGCUUUUAGCUCUUAUGAGAAGGCCUGGACUGAUUUCUGAGGGUUUAGUUGACAGCCCUUGGCCUUUCAGAGGAACUUGCCUCCAUACGCAGAGCAGAUCCUGCAGGAUUUGGCCCACCUGCUGCAGAUUGGAUGUGCUGUAAAAACUAUCAGAAUUCAGUCCGCUGCAAUGUCUGUUAUAGUGAAGCUUAAUUUUUCAGAGACCCUUGAAAAAAGUUUGUCAUGCACAGGGCCUUGGACGGUUGGAAUAGGCUCCAACUUCAUAGGAUGGUGCACCUCUUCCAAUUGGGCAGAGUGGCCAGGACGCUCAGGAUCCAACCGGCGGCCAUUUCCUUUUCCUGCAAAGCCUUUUUUAAUAAAGACCCUUGUGCCAAAUUUGUGGUGCGCAAGGCUGUGGAAGGCUGGGGUAGGCUGGGCACUCUAUCCCCUAUGGUAAGGAAGCCUAUAACUUUUGAUUUGCUGACCAGCAUGCGCUCAAAGUUGAGGAGCAUUUGCUGGUUCAAAUAUGAAGCACGGCUUUUUUCAGCCGCCUUUUCUUUAUCCUUUAUUGGCGCCCCGAGGGUAGGUGAGGUGGUACUGGAGUUCACCCGUGGCAGAGAAUCAAGGGGACUGCUUUUGCAGGACAUAACUCUAUCCCCUUCGGAGGUGGUCCUGUUUAUCCGGAAUUUGAAGACAGACCAGUUAGGCAGGGGUGCCACUCUUAGGCUGCCUGCCACUGGGAAUAAGGGUCCUUGCCCGGUUAAGGAUACCUCCAGGUAUUUGGAUCUCAGGCCAUGGGGGGAGGGUCCAUUCCUUAUUCAUGAGGAUGGUGCCCCGUUGGCUAGGCAUCAAUUUGCUAAGGUGAUGCGGAAAGCGAUUGCAGCUUGUGGUUUGAAAGCAGCAGGUUACGCCUCUCAUUCUUUCUGCAAUGGUGCUGCCGCUACAGCAGCUCAUUGGGGACUGUAGAAAGAAUUAAGAACAUGGGCCAUGGAUAUGUGCAUAGACAUCGUUGAUCACCCAUACUUAUAUUUGCUUGUCUUCUCUUAGGUGUGGCUGCUGUUCGCAUUGUGGGCCACAGCAUUGUCUACUGGGCCGGUAUCAGAGCAAGGGAGUCUGGACUUGGACUCAGUCUUGGCUUUCCUCAACACGCGCAAGUGUCUUGGCUGUCCAGGCGUGGAAUGCUGUGGGCCGAAUUGCUUCCCCUUGUUCCGAAGCAUGUGAGGUUGGAGGGCCCCCCUACAGCUAUCGUGCUGCAGUUAGUGGGAAAUGAUCAACUUGCCACGGACUGUUGUUAUUUACAUUUUGCAGUUCAAAAGGACCUGGCUGAAUUGGCAGAGUUUUUGCCGGGUGUGAAAGUUUUUGGUCCCAGUUGCUGCAGAGACGCAUCUGGCGUGGCAGUCGCUGUCCAGCCGCCACUGACGGAGCCAGAAAGCAUGUUAAUAAGGUGGCAAUGAAAGCAGUCAUUGCUCAUGGUGGUUCUGUGAUUGCACACCCGAUAUCACCUUCAAGGCGGCCGUCCUUUUCAGGGACGAUGGUGUGCAUCUUUCCCCGUUGGGAAAUGACACAUGGUUAAAUUCUGUUGUGUGGGUUUGAAGGUGGGGCUGCAGUUGUGAGUGGUUGGUGGCGAGCUUGAGUGCUCGGUGGCAGUUAGGCAUUGGUUUAUGGUUUGGUUGGUUGAGGGGAAGUGGUUGAGUGCCUGCCCUUGGUAGGUUGAGUGCCUGCCCCUCUAAUGCUGCUGCUGCAAGGGAUUCCGUUAAAGGAAUUGGGGGCUAACUAUUGCUUGUCCACUCUGUCAAGGGGGCUCGGGCCAUAGCAAUGAGCUCCUGGUUGCAUUUGGGGUGAGGGCAGGUUCCCUGCUCCGCGUAACCCCCAAGUGUAUUCCCCUAUUCUGACUUUCACAUCGUGCGGAAUGUCAGUCUGCCCCCAUGGUGGGGGCAGAUAGUCGCAACCAAUGCCUAAGCAACCACUCACAAAUUUGUAUUUCAAUAAAGUUGUGGCCAAAAUUAUGCCAAAAAUCUUACAAAAAA
Podarcis lilfordi (Lilford's wall lizard) is the source of this 6077-nucleotide messenger RNA. The record is from the annotation of a GenBank genome assembly. Lineage: Eukaryota; Metazoa; Chordata; Lepidosauria; Squamata; Lacertidae.